Messenger RNA from Gymnodraco acuticeps, 1656 nucleotides. RefSeq lists its product as uncharacterized. The transcript is spliced from 2 exons. NCBI's taxonomy places the organism in Eukaryota, Metazoa, Chordata, Actinopteri, Perciformes, Bathydraconidae. The record is from RefSeq and is a predicted model, not a curated record. Bases 607 to 1656 code for a protein of 349 amino acids.
GUGUGUGUGUGUGUGUGUGUGUGUGUGUGUGUGUGUGUGUGUGUGUGUGUGCGUGUUAAAUAACCUCUAUGCAUCUGUGUUUUUCUAUUAUGUAAUUAUUUAGAAGCUUUAAUGAAGUAUCGUUCUAAGUACAAAUAAUGUGGUGUACAUUUUUUUACUAUAAGUGUAUUUAGCUAUAUUUCUUAAAAAUUAAAUAUGUUCUUUCAGGUGUAAGUAUCCAGAAUAACGUACUCACUUGUUCUAAAAAGGUGGUGAACCCCCUCCGGCGGCCUGCAUGGUCUCAGCUCAGCGCAGAUCUGUUCAACAAGUCAUCUCAACACAGACGGUGUUUUUGACAAUUCAAACCUACCAGAGCAAUUGAAGGGGAGGACCCCGUUAUCAAAAGGACAAACGCUGUUUGUUAAGGUCUGCUUUAAGGCCACACCAUCUGAAUAAGCUACACGUAGAUCACAUGUAAAACUGUUAUUGAUGUAUCCGCCAGGUAUGUUGACUUUACGUCCAUGAAUGUAGAAGCAAAGUGAAAUGUUUCUUCAGCGGUGCCACUGAUUUUUUUUGUUUUUAUGUUUUGUUUUUUUUGCGGGGGUGAUUUCUUAAAAACGGUCAAGCAUGGAUGAUUUAAAAGACGACGAAAAGUCCUUCAUCGAGGGUUUACCUGAUGUAAAUGAACUAUGCAGUGGUGAGGGCUUUGUGUACGAAGACAUGUCAUUUCCACAGUGGUCAGACAGUAACAGUGAGCUAAAUGACACAAUAACAGAUGUACGCGAGCCUACGCCCUUGACAGAAACAAGCCCCUAUACAGAUGGAGAAAGGUCCUUUCUGCAUGUAUUACCGGAUGUAAACGAAUUGUGCAGUGAUGAUGAUGAUGAAUUCAGAUAUAGGGACCUGUCAUUUCCGCAGUGUUCAGGCAGCAACAGUGAGUUAAAUGACGAGGGGUCAGCUGUAAACGAGCCCGCGGCCUUGUCAGAAACAAAUUCAAGCAGUCCAACAAAAACAUUAGGCGGUGCCUUGGAUUGGGUGAUAGACUGCUAUGCAGACCGAGGGCUUUUAGAGCAGCCUCUAGACAAUGCCCGCCGUCUGGAUGGACAAAAUAGCGAAGCUUCGCCCCACGCCUGCCUCCCCGUUUCCAGCAUGCAAGAUGACGGGUGUGUUAAUGACAGCUCGAAUGACUCAGAAUCACCCGCUUGCUCCAUGCAAAGUAACAGACAUGUUGAUCAGAAUGACACCCCGAAUGCUUCGGAAUCACCGGGCCCCCUGUCACAGUAUGGAGGAGGAGGCACUAGCAGAGAUGCCGAGCCAAGUGUUAUCUCUCGACCUGUAUUCGGUAACAUAGAAAUGAGACAGUCUCUAGUCCUACCGCCUAUUGGGGGUGAAGCAGACUUUGGAGUCUAUUUUCAGGGUCUGAUGAACAAUGUGCAUAACAUGCGUGCACAUGCUUUUGCACGGGCAGAAAGAGAAGAUAUCAUACAAAUUGAGUUACGUGGUGAAGAACUAAGGUUUAAUGUAUCAGCCAUUUUAAAUGGUCCCGAUGAUAAUCUGGAUGAUUUUGAGGAGGGGCUGUUCAAAGCCAUGCAAUCGAAUAUCAUGGUAAUGGCAGAAGGCAACAUGGAGCUCGUGGUUCAAAUUGUUCAGGCCCCCCGUGGGGGGGGUUCAGGGUAA